AUGCUCCACAAAAUCCGACAAUCGAAAGAAACAGCACCUCUCGACUCUUCUUCUUCUACCUCGACUUCGGAAAUCUCGCCUCCCAAUUCAGACCCACUUCUUGCAGACCCUGACUCUACACAAGACCUACGUCUGCCUAUUUCUCGUUCUCUAUUAACACCAUUGUUUGGUGGUAGAAGACCUUUCGCUAGAACUUUCGUGUUUCCGUGCAGGUGCAUGGUUGAGGAAGAAAUACAUUUUUACGAAAAUCCCGACGAGUUUGAUUUGCCAGCCGUAGCGGUUGUUGGAAAGGGAGACGGAUUUGUAUGGAAUGAAGAACUCCUCCUAAAAUAUCAACAAUGCUAUCACUCACAUUACUCCUCGGUGACUCCAGAACCAGGAGAUACUCGUUACAACACGACACCACAUCUACAUCGUCACCGGGCUUACAUCCAUGGUGGGCAAGUAAAUACGGAUGAAGUGCCAAGUUACGAUAUUCUAUUUGGACCUAAUUAUCCUCUCCCGGACAUUUUGCCUUCAUGA
Messenger RNA from Paraglomus brasilianum, 522 nucleotides. NCBI's taxonomy places the organism in Eukaryota, Fungi, Glomeromycota, Glomeromycetes, Paraglomerales, Paraglomeraceae. The record is from the annotation of a GenBank genome assembly.